This is a messenger RNA of Rhodotorula toruloides NP11, 303 nucleotides long. RefSeq lists its product as uncharacterized. The transcript is spliced from 5 exons. NCBI's taxonomy places the organism in Eukaryota, Fungi, Basidiomycota, Microbotryomycetes, Sporidiobolales, Sporidiobolaceae. The record is from RefSeq and is a predicted model, not a curated record. Bases 1 to 303 code for a protein of 100 amino acids.
AUGCGCCCGACAGCACGAUUGAUGGGCGGCGGCGCGCAAUACCCGUACCCGAAGGAGGUCUGGACGCCCGCAGGUGGAUGGUGGACGAACCCGCACAACUGGCGGACCAACACGGCGUACGCAAUGCUCGGUAUUGCAUUCGUCGGCUACGGAAUCUUCAAGUUCUCGGCGGAGCAUGAGGAACGGCAUACCGCGCCGACUCGCUGGAUCCCCUCGAUGAUGUGGGCGAAGCAAUUCAAGAACGGCGAGAUGGGCAUCAAGGACGAGAGCGACCUCCGCGGCCAGCCGACUUCGCACCACUAG